AUGGCACACUGGACCCGUCUGGCCCUAGUCCCCUUGUUGGCGCAGGUCGCACUCGCAUCCCCCGUGCCGGAUGGCGACCACAGCUCUGUACACCUGGAUCAACGAGACUCAGACUCCAGGGACUAUGCAUCGCCCCCCUAUUAUCCCACGCCGCCGGGCGGGUGGCUGUCCGACUGGAGCGACGCGUAUGAAAAGGCCCAGAAAGUGGUCAGCAACAUGACCCUGGCAGAGAAGGUCAACAUGACCAGCGGCACGGGUUUCUUCAUGGGCCCCUGUGUCGGCCAAACCGGCAGCGCGCCUCGGUUCGGGAUCCCCAAUAUCUGUCUCCAGGAUUCGCCGCUGGGGAUACGGAACUCGGAUCAUAACACCGCGUUUCCUCCGGGAAUUACCGUGGGCGCCACAUUUAACAAGGAGCUCAUGUAUGCCCGUGGAGUGGGGCUAGGCGAAGAGGCUCGGGGAAAAGGUGUUAAUGUACUUCUGGGUCCGGCGGUGGGACCGAUCGGACGCAAGCCGCGUGGGGGACGCAGUUGGGAGACGUUUGGCGUGGAUCCUACGCUGCAGGCUAUUGGUGGUGCGCAGACCAUUAAGGGUAUGCAGAGCACCGGGGCAAUUGCGGCUCUGAAGCAUUUCAUUGGCAACGAGCAAGAAAUGUACCGCAUGAGCAGCGUUGUUUCCAAGGGGUAUUCCUCGAACAUCGAUGAUCGGACUUUGCAUGAGUUGUACCUCUGGCCGUUUGCCGAAGGCGUCCGAGCAGGUGUCGGCUCUUUGAUGACCGCCUAUAAUGAUGUGAACAGCUCUGCGUGCAGCCAAAACAGCAAGCUUCUGAAUGGGAUCCUCAAGGAUGAGCUCGGCUUCCAAGGAUUUGUCAUGACCGAUUGGCUGGGUCACUACAGUGGCGUGGGAUCCGCGCUAGCUGGCCUCGACAUGAGCAUGCCGGGUGACGGUGCCGUCCCUCUCUUCGGGGACAGCUACUGGGCAUCCGAGCUGUCGAAGUCUGUUCUAAAUGGCAGUGUACCGGUCACUCGAAUCCUUGCGACAUGGUACAAGUUGGGCCAGGACAAAGACUACCCCCUCCCGAAUUUCUCUACUAACACUCAAGACCGGACUGGUUCCCUGUACCCUGGCGCUCUUGUCUCUCCUUCAGGGGUCGUCAACCAAUAUGUUGAUGUACAGGGCAACCACAAUGUCACAGUACGAGCUGUGGCCCGCGAGGCCAUCACGUUGCUGAAGAACGAGAAGAAUCUUCUCCCGCUGCGACGAAACGACUCCUUAAAGAUAUUUGGCCAAGACGCUGGUGGCAACCCAGACGGCCUCAACAAAUGCAGCGACCAAGGAUGCGACAAGGGUGUUCUGACGAUGGGAUGGGGCAGUGGCACCGCAAGGCUACCGUAUCUCAUUACACCGCAGAAGGCCAUUGCCAACGUCUCCAAGAAUGCCCAGUUCUAUAUCACCGACUCGUUUCCGUCGGACGUCACGGCAAACGCCAACGACAUCGCUGUUGUGUUCAUCAAUGCGGACUCCGGCGAAAACUACAUCACUGUGGAAGACAACCCUGGCGACCGCACUAAAGCUGGCCUAUAUGCCUGGCAUGACGGCGACAAACUCGUCAAGGCGGCCGCCGAGAAAUUCUCCAAUGUCGUGGUCGUCGUGCACACAGUCGGCCCUAUUAUUAUGGAUGAAUGGAUCGACCUGAAAUCCGUCAAAGCGGUUGUCGUCGCGUAUCUGCCGGGUCAGGAAGCGGGCAACUCGCUCGUCGAUGUAUUAUUUGGCGCCUACAGUCCGAGCGGUCACUUACCCUACACGAUCCCACGCAGCGAAUCCGACUAUCCGGACAGCGUGAGCUUGAUCAAACAGCCUUUCGGGCAAAUUCAAGACACUUAUACCGAGGGACUCUAUGUGGACUAUCGACACUUCCUCAAGGCCAAUGUAACGCCUCGAUACCACUUCGGCCAUGGGCUCUCGUACACCACAUUCAACUUCUCUAAACCAACAUUGUCCAAGGUCACCCCCUUGGACAGCGCCUACCCUUCAGCACGACCGUCCAAGGGCGCAACACCGACAUACAGUACCAAGAUCCCAGAUGCCUCCGAAGUCUCGUGGUCGUCCACUCAUUUUACCCGCAUCUGGCGCUAUCUCUACCCAUACCUGGACCACCCAGAGUCCAUCUCCGCUAAAGACAAGUACCCUUACCCGGAUGGCUAUACCACCACACCCCAGCCUGCCCCCCGCGCCGGUGGUGGCCAAGGAGGUAAUCCCGCACUGUUCGAUGUCGCCUUCUCCGUGAAGGUGCAGGUUCAAAAUACAGGCAAACGCCGUGGCCGAGCUGUUGCGCAGCUUUACGUUGAAUUGCCCAAGGACUUGGGACUCGAUACACCUUCGCUGCAGCUGCGCCAGUUCGAGAAGACGAAAGAGCUGGCUCCCGGACAGAGUGAGACUCUCACCCUGGAUAUCUCUCGCAAGGAUGUCAGUGUGUGGGAUACCAAGGUGCAGGACUGGAAAGCUCCUGUGCACGGCAAGGGUAUCAAGGUCUGGGUGGGUCACAGCGUCGGGGAUCUUUCUGUCGUUUGUGAGGUUGGUGGUCGUUGCUCGACGCAGUAA
Molecule: messenger RNA, 2598 nt
Organism: Penicillium alfredii
Lineage: Eukaryota; Fungi; Ascomycota; Eurotiomycetes; Eurotiales; Aspergillaceae
Product: beta-glucosidase
Exons: 3
Coding region: 1-2598 (865 amino acids)
Biological process (GO): glucan catabolic process
Molecular function (GO): beta-glucosidase activity
Source: RefSeq, a predicted model, not a curated record